Monomorium pharaonis (pharaoh ant) is the source of this 6701-nucleotide messenger RNA. RefSeq lists its product as uncharacterized. NCBI's taxonomy places the organism in Eukaryota, Metazoa, Arthropoda, Insecta, Hymenoptera, Formicidae. Gene Ontology annotation, molecular function: protein binding. The transcript has 14 exons. The record is from RefSeq and is a predicted model, not a curated record. Bases 1 to 2775 code for a protein of 924 amino acids.
AUGUUGGAUCCAUCGGAAGAAUUUGCAUAUCCGAGCACGACACCAAAUAGGUCAGAGCAUAUUUUAACCGUAAUUUUCCUCUGUUCCAGUUGUCUGAGCCCGAGAUCUGCGUUCUUCUACGAGUUCCCUCCUAACGAGCAAGGACAAAACACGAGCAAGAAGAAGACAACGUUUUCGAGGCUACUGCGAGGAUUGAAGACGCACAAAAAAGAGAAACAAGGCCAACAAGCACAAGCAUCUCCCAGGCAUGGUCGCGCAAGGAUGGGCGUUCCACAAAGAGUAGACACACCUGACAGUGUUUUACAAAGUGGUUUGGGUCUCGGACCUGACAUGGGACACACGAUUCUCCGUUCAAUGGUGGAUCCUCGAGAUUACGAUCGACUAAGAUACCUACAAAUGAAUGGCGGUCAACCAAAUAGUUUCGAAGAAACCAUUCACAGGCUGAAAGUUCAAGAGGCGCUGCGAAAGAAAGAGCGGUUUCACAAAGAGCACGAGGAGAUACUGAGGGAUAUCCGGCAGGGUUUAAUGCAGCUAGGACGAGACGGACGGGGUCAGCUCCCUGGGGAUGACACGUAUAUGUACGACGAAGAUGCACGAUGCGGAGGUGCUAGUGUUUUGGGUCCCGGACCAGGUGGCCACUGGUAUGACGAACCACCUUACGAAUCGGAUCCCGAGGAUUUUCUUAUGGGAGCUAGUGGCGGUCCGGUACCUACGGCAACUAUUCAGAACGGAAGGGUAUGCUUCACGCUGAAUAUGAGACCGGAAAAUCGAGGCGAAGGUGUGAUCUCUCUUCGGACAGCCGGCGAUAUCAGUUUGCCACGCGAUCACUCGAGAAAAGGUGCGACAUCGACGAUGCGAGGUCUCAUCGUUCCUCAGGGUCACAAUAAUCCGCCGACGAUUAUACCCUUAACACAUUCGAGGGCUUCUCGUGAGAGCGGAGAUUACGCGAGUAGCGACGUGCAGAGUGUGAGCUCGAGACUGUCGACUGUGUCGGUGGACACGAGUAGGAGCGACCAGCCUCCGGUGGGCGGUCGCCAUCCCGAUCGGCCGGAGCAUCACCACGAGCACCGUCACAACCAUCGCCAUCAUCACGAACAUCACCACACGGUCUCACCCCGACCCAAUCAGCGUCACCCCGCCGCCACUAGCACGACCGUUACCAACACCGUCACCGACGCAACGUCACCGCAAAGCAACGCGCAACGCCGCCCGGUUCCCAGAUAUAGCCGGAGUAGCGGUGAGGAGGGACUGUCGCCGAGCCAGAGUAGCGACUAUGAGGAUCAAGAAGAACUCGAGAGUCAACACUCGGCCGCCGUGCAUACAUCGGAGGCCAGCGCUCUGCUCGAGAGCGAUGCCAGGGUAGGUAUCGCGGGCCGCGCGAGGAAUUUAAGGCACGACGUGCAGCGAAAGAUCUCAAGGCUGCGCCAGGAUCGCGCGUCCUCGGAGGCGUUUCCGUGCAGUGCGAGCAGCGUUGAGAGCCUGCCGAGCGGCAGCGGUUCGAGCACGCAGGCCCUGGUACGCGCGGGAAGCAAUCACAGCUCGAUAUCCUGCGAGGACAGGGAUGCCGCCAGCCCGACGUCCAUCGGUCCCGUCCUGUGUCGAGCGAGGGCACUGGUGGAUUACACGCCCAGUCCUUACGACAAGGACGCGUUAAAGUUCAAGAAGGGAGACGUAAUCGAUGUGGUACAGAUGAACAAGAGCGGACUGUGGAAGGGCUUCGUGCAUAACAGGACAGGCCUCUUCAAGUUCAUAAACGUCGAGAUACUGAACGACAGGGUGCCCAGGCGGGGAGAACCGGAGCGGGGCAAGUGGGGUCAGAGAUACAGGCAGAAGCCGGGUUCCGUUCAAGAGCUCUUGCAGAGAAUGAAUCUUCAGGAACAUAUUCCAGUUUUUGUGCUGAACGGAUACGAGGAUCUAGAGCUCUUCAGGGAGUUAGAAGCGGCGGAUCUGGACUAUUUGCGUAUACAUCAAGCCGAGCAUCGUGCCAAGAUACUCACCGCUGUGCAACUCCUACACGAUCUUCAGUCGGGUAGCGAGGGUGACCUGGCCUCGAGUUCGGAGGGCGACGAGGUCAGUCGUUUGGUUUUAACCUCCGGCCAGACGUCUGGCCACUGUUCGCCAUUUAACCGACGCCAGUUCCCACGGGACUCCGGCUGCUACGAUGCGCACAAGAAUACCACCAGUCGACGGACCAUCAGCCCGGAAUCGACCACGACGUCGUCGAAGCUGUCAAGGGAGAACAAUCUGGACGGCGCGACGGCGGUAACGAAGAACACCAGCGGUACUGGUGCUACAGACGACGGUCUGACCGAUCCAAAAGAUGACUUUCAUCCCAACAUACCGAUCACCAGCUCGGUAACCGGCCAGAAAGAGAAUCAGUUUGAAAAAUCGCCGUUACUGCGGGGUGGCAACGUGCGAUACAUUGCGAAGAGGGGCAACUUUGGUGAGACGGUGGUGAUCGAGGACGCCUGCGAAGGCGGCCAGAAAUUGGGCGGUAUGGUCAAGUACAUGGUCGGUGGUACUAAUGAUCUCGGCCUUGAGGGCACCGGCAAUGUCACCGGCCUCAGCCAGCGCGGUUGCCUCAGCGAGAAGUCCAGCGACUCCGGUGUCAGCUCGUCCAGCAUUAGCUCGGCGCCUCCGCCCAGGGACAAAGUACUUGCAACCGCCAGCGCCGUGUCGGACUCGCCGACCAAGAACUUCGGUAGUUUCAGCAGAGCGUCGCCGACUUCUCAGAGCGGUAGCAAGAGUCAGAGCAACGACGGGAGUUAUCAAUAAGAAAAACGGCAUAAAUCGCCAGAAGACCGGCCGAUUUGCGGUGCGAUCUUAGGUCGAAGGUAAGACAUACGAAAAUAAGAGACUCGUGCAAUUAAGCGACACUGGAGCGGCCUUAGUUCAAAUUCAAAAAGGAUUUACACGAUCGUCUUCAGGCUAUGAUUCGUCCACGAGAUAUCGAGCAAUAUCGAGAUCAAUAAUUAUCUCAAACACUUUAUAUCCAACGAAAGAUGUAAUACUUCCGAAUAAUAGCGAUCUUGACGAGCGUACUUGACAAUGUUUCUUCCAUUUCGGAUAACUCGCAGAAUAAAAGCAGUUCUGACGAAAUUGCUAACGAUAGAUAAUAAAUAAUUGACAUUUGCCACCAUGUCCGCUCGUUGCGAUGACUAUCGCGCGCUCAAUCGCAUCUCGAUUUGAAAUAUAUCUCGCAAAAGCAAUAUCUCAUUUCCUGUUAUUGUUGUUGGCAAAGUACCGAGGGUCACUCACUUUAUUUGAAAUUUCUGUCACGGGCGCGAAUGGAAAUUCUAAUGUCUCUCGAUGUAACACCUUCCCGAUAUUAAUGUCGGAAAGGAAACAUUUUGUUACCCUUUGGUUACGCGAUGGGAAGAACUGACACAAGAAUUCAGUGAAAUUUUAGCAGUUGUAACAAGGGCUCCCCGGAGCAUCGGCAAAGUUCUUCGCGUUUACGUCCGCGUUUCGGUCCGAACCGAGAUGCAUCUCGAAUAAGCGCUCGGCAUCUCGAAACCGCCAAGUCACAUCGCGCCUACGUAUAGCCGUGUAAUUAAUAAUAAGCAAAUACUAUGUGAUACGGUAGCAAUAUAACGAUCGAUUAAAGGUCGAAUACGUAAAAGAGAGAAGAAGUAACAACGGCCGGCGACCGUAAUUUGCGUUGCACGAUUCGUCGUCGCGAUUCAUCGCCAUUACGUACAAUAAGUGUAAAAAGGAAAAAAAAAGGAGAGGAAAAAAGGCACGAACGAAGAUCCAAUAUAACGUUAUGCGUCCGUUAGUUUUGAUUUCGCGUUCGAUACUAUCUGUCGGUUUCAUCUUCGUCCGGGACGACCUCGCGAUUAAUCACAGCAAAUGCUAUAUAGUUCGCCCGACGAGCUUCGUCAAAAACUGCCACACCGUUAUCGAGUUCUCGUCUCUCGUUUAACGGCGAUCUCUUAUCUUGUAUAUUUUGGACCUCGCUUUUUUUUUUGUACCGCCCGUUUGAUCACGUCACUAGGAAGUGACGCGUGUGCGCGUAACCGUGCGCAAACGAGACGAAGUUUUACGAAAAUCGUCCCGAGACACUCGCGACAAUUUUUCGCUUAUACAAUACGGCGCGCAAACUCGUGAGGAUCCAUCUUAUUAAACAGUAGUAGAGAAAUGCGAAUUAUCACAGGAUGCCUUACGAGCGUUUUUCACUUACUUAGCUGAAUUUACGCGACCUUUCAAUAAAGCCCGAUUAUACGAGCGCGUCGACUCACGAGGAAGUAUCUUCUACUUAUAAUACUUUUCAUAUACGUUCGCAUAUAUAAUUUUGUACGGAGUAGCGAGAACGCCCGAAGUCUCCAUAGUCUAGCGGCGCCGAUUAAAACAUUCGCUGCAUUCGUCACUCGGACUUUGCUUACUGUUUUAACGACCGACAAUCCCCCAUCGUCGAUGCGACUCGUCAGUUCUUCGACACGAUGGUAAACCCAUGUACAUGUGUGUAUAUUGACCACGCCACGGGAGGAAGAAAACGUUGAAAGUUACAGAGAUUUUGUAUGUACAUAUAAAUAAUUUUACGCGUAGGAUUUAACGAUGUUUUGUAUUGACCUUGCCCGUUUGCCAAAACUUAAGACUAUAGGCUAUAUAUACGCGAUAUGUACACAUUAUAUCGUACCGUUGGAUCUUAUGUACAUCUCUUGUAUAGUGUAAAAUCAUAGAUGAAUUUAUGAGACGCGGGAGCGCAAUCAGAGAAUGGGUGUUACGGGAGGAGCCGAGAAGCCCGAUGGAUAAUAAUAAAUCUUAAGUAAUAAUUUUAGCUGUUACGAGACGCAGCGACGAGCGCAUUAUUAAUUAAAAUUGAAGGGAAAAGGAAAUAAAGUACACGCGCGCCCGCCGCGAAUGAACGAACGAGCGAAACAAUAUCGGCGGAUAGCACGCGGAAGCGAUCGGCGAUAUUAAAGAGUUUAUCGCGAUGCCAUACUACGAUAAAUAUGCUAAAGUCUCAUAUUGGACAGAUUAAUCGAAGAAGUAUCUAAAAACGUAGACCACUCACGGUUUCUAUCAUUUUAUAAUUAGAUGAUCCGAAGAUAUUAAUCGCAAAGUAUCUCUUUAGAGGCACAUGAGUGAAUAAAUUGUCUUUCUAAAUUGCAAUCAGUGACAAGUUUAAGUGUACAAAAAUAUCAGUGUAUUUUCAUUGAUUUCACUGAUUUUUUAUUGAUUGUAAUUUGGAGAGAUAACACGAAUUGACAUGUACUGGAAGUGAGCCAAUACUUCGUGACGAUCCAUACGAGUUAAAUUGAUCGCUAGUUCAAGAUUGUGGAAACCGUGGAACCGUAGUAUUUAUCGUAUCUGAAGUAUGUUAUCGCGAUAAGAGCCUAUCGAAAGCAUUUCGCACGACACACGCGUACACUUUUUACACAAAUAAUCAUCAUCCACGUAACGUAGAGCGUGCUUCUUCUCCAACUUCAUCGCGCUACUACAAUCACACCGCGGGGAAUGAAUUUGAAGGAGCGACAAUGGAGAUAUCCGAAAAUCGGCCCGAAAAUCGACUGUGAUUAGACCGAACGAGUAGUUGCAAGUUGCUUUUAUCGACGUCGAGAUUGAUUAAUGCGAUUAACGCUCGAUCGCGGCUGCAGCGUGCGAUUUUCGUGCCGAGACCGAAGUUUCGCAAUAUCGGGAUUUACGUCGCGUCCCGUCCGCGAGUAAGCUCCAUCAGCGGGCACUUUUUUUAUCGAGUUUGUGCGAUGAUCCGACGAUCCGAAGGAGAGGCGCCGGGAGGACGUUUCCGAUAAACGGUACGUCGAUUUCGGUGAUUUCUGCUAGUUUAUCCGUUCCAUCGAGAGUACCAACAUGUGCGGAGAAUGAGUGAAGUGAUUGUUAUUAAAGGGAGGGUUGAAACAGCGAAGGAUGAGAGGAAUGAUUGAAAAUUGUGUGCAUGUGCGUCUAUGUGUGCGUAUAUGUGCGAUAGAGAGGCGCUGUGAGAGAGAGCGAGAGAGAGAGAGAGAGAAUAAAAAAGGCGAGAGGGUCGACGUGAUGUUAAAUUUAGUAACGAGUUUAUGAGAGUACGAAUAGACACGAUAGUGAUUUUAUUUAGCUCGGGAGAAAAAAAAAUUACACGCAGCAUUUGAUGUAAAUUCAUUCUAAUCGUAGACCCAAGGCGCAGAAUAAUCGAAAUAGAUAAUUUUAAGCGUACCUUAAGGGAGAAGCGAGUCGUUGACAAAAGAAGGCCUAUGGCGUCGCCUUGCACGAUCCCCUCGCCCCCGCGCCCCUCGAAACGGCGAAGCGAUCGCUUAGAUAAAUUUAAUAUUCGUCGAUCGAGAACACACGCCACGAAGCGCGGCCACGCCACGAAGGGUCGAAUGAAAUUAAGCGUUUAUGUAGCGGUCUAGUCCAUUCUUCUCGCGUGAUUAACGAAUAUAAUGUACAUAAAAUAAUAAAACGAUAAAAGAAACACAACAGAUUUAGAGAGAGAAACGGCGAGUCGCGACCGCGAAUUAGCGCGCAUCGUCGUACCUUUUUAUAAGCUGAUUUUGUAUUUAUUGAUUAAUUGCGGGGUUUAUAGAUGAUCUUACACACACACACACACACACACACACACACACACACACACACACACACACACACACGAAUUACACACGAUUCUCAUCGUCUCUCGGUUCUCAUAAUGAUUUCCAAUGAUAAGUGUUAAUUUAUUGACUGUGAAUAGAAAUAAACGAUGGAAGAGAUUCAAACGAGAA